Molecule: messenger RNA, 3274 nt
Organism: Phalaenopsis equestris
Lineage: Eukaryota; Viridiplantae; Streptophyta; Magnoliopsida; Asparagales; Orchidaceae
Biological process (GO): vacuolar acidification
Cellular component (GO): RAVE complex
Molecular function (GO): protein binding
Source: RefSeq, a predicted model, not a curated record
CUGGAGGCUUUGGAGUGCUUUGGUUCUCAUACAAUGGAGGGAAAUUCUGAAGGAAACACCCAAGACAUUGAAACUGUGUUUCAAGGACUUCUAAACCCAUUUUCUACCGCUUCUACUACUCAAGCAUGGUUACAAGAAGGUGUUGCAUACCAUUUAGCGUCUAAUUUUAGAUUAAGUCUCGCAAUGCUAUACAUUUCAAAUUUAUUGCGGGAGCUGCCAGGUUGGGCAUACAGGAAUCCAUCAGUAUUUACUGAGUUGCUAAAGCAUGAUGAUUCUGAGAAUGAUCAAGAAAAACAACAGAUAGGGGAAUUCCGGGAGGUUAUUUUGGUAUUGGAGCGGAGGUACUCACUUAAGUUGAUAGAUUUAGCUAACAUGGUGUUGCUCUUUGCAUGCAACAAUGGAUUGUUAUUUCUUGGGUACCAAUUAUUGCAGGAAGUUAUUUUUUGGGAGCAUGAAAUUGAUAAUCAGCAUAAAACUGGCCAUUCUACUCUUUGCCCCGUUUUGUUUGAUGUGUUUGUGAAGGCAAACAAGGAGCUCUUUUAUGCAUAUUCUCGAUAUGUCGUAUGUUGCCAUUUAUCUGAUUCCACAUUGAAGCUGCUUUCUGGCAAAGCCUCCACUGUUGAAAUUUAUAGUGAGACUUGUUUUCAGAGGAAUUUCUGUUUGCAGAGUUUAAUAUGCUCAUUGAGGAUUAUCAAACGGCUAGUGAAAUAUUAUGAUCAUUUACUCCUUAUAGAAGGACUUACAUUGAGAACCUAUGCAUUUCUUGAACUUGUGGAGUACUUGAUGUACUUUUCUCUCAAUUGGUUUAGCAGAAAUUUAAGCGAGUUGAUUCAAUUGGUGUGCCAAAUACGUAGAGCUUAUAUUGGUGAUCAUGACUCUAUUGAAGUUAUGACAGGUGAACUGAUGAAGCUCCUGCAUCAUACCUUAGAUGGUAACACUAGUGAUGCAUCAAAUGAUGUUGCAGAAAUACUUGAUUUCAUCAACCAAGAAAACCAUGUUAAACUCAGUGAACCUUUAGCCUUUUCAAUCCCAGAAGAUGAAAAGUGGCAAUUAAUAGGGACUUCUUUGUGGAUACAAAAUACCAACUUUACUAAUCAACAGUUGAGAAAAUUUCUUGCUAAAGAUGGAUGUGAUGCUGAAAAGUCUAUGACAGAUCAUAAUCCUUUCCCUAUAAUUAUUGCUAAAUUAACAAUGGCAUCUAUAGCAUAUGUUUCCUCUUUAUUAACAAAACAGCUUGCAUCUUUUCUCAGGGAAAAAGCAUCCAAGGGCUUACUGGUUGCAACUUUUGCAUGGUUGGAGGAAUCUAGUCAGCACGAAUCCAGCUCCCUGCCACAUAUUGAUCAGGGAGUUUGCUUCAGGCAACUGUACACUGGUGGGGAUAGGGAGGCCCUUUUUAAAAACUUGUGGGAAAUUUCUGUUAAUGCAAAGAAAAUUUAUUGGAAUUUGUCGAAUGGAAAUGUUUGUGGUUUUGCCUAUAGUGGCGAGAAACUUCCUACAUGCUGGAAAGAUUUUAAAAUAGUUAAGCUAUCUGAUCAUGUGAAUACUUCGCAUUGUCAAUCUAAAGGCAGUCCUAGCAAUAGUGCCAUCAAUGUAAUCGGAUCACUCUUUGCUAAAAAAAUUUUUGAUGCUGAUUCUUUUAUUGAGACAAGAAGAGGAGAUUCAAAUAUAAUGCUAGAGAAAGCUAAUUUUGAGAAUCCAUCAGAAAUUGUAAAGAGAAGUGGGGAGCUUCUAGAGGCAAUUUGCUGCAAUUCCAUCAAUGAGCAACAGCUAGCUGUCACUAGCAACCGAAAGGGGCUUCUCUUCUUCAACUGGAAAAUGGAAUCAGCAUACAAAGAGAAAGCAUUGUUCCUCUGGCCAGAGGUUGAUUGGCCAUCGAAUGGAUGGGUGGGUUCAGAAUCUAAACCACCUGUGUCUCCAGAAAUUGGACUUGGAAGCAAUAGUGGCACACACCUUUGGUUGGGUGGAGGAACAAUAGGCUUCGGUUCAAUGGCUAGACCAGUAAGAAACUUUACUGGUGGUGCGGCUUUUGGUAUUCGAGGCUAUGCUGGCCUAGGAGCUUCCGGUCUGAGCUGGGGUGAACAGAUAGAACUUAAGUAUUUCGUUCCUCCUGCAACAGUUGAAGAUGCGAGCUCACGAACUUUAUCAAGCCAUCCUUCAAGGCCAUUCUUUUUGGUUGGAUCUAUCAACACACUUAUUUACUUGUGGGAGUUCGGAAAGGACAAAGCAAUGGCGACCUUUGGCGCUCUACCUGCUGUUAAUGCUCCUCACCCUUAUGCACUUACAUUGAUAUCUGCAUUGAAAUUUGAUCGUUCUGGACAUAGAUUUGCUGCCGCUUCAUUGGAUGGCACAUUAUCCACCUGGCAAUUUGAGGUUGGGGGGAGGAGCAAUGUUCACCCAACGGAAUCAUCCCUCUGUUUUAAUAAUCAUGCAUCGGAUGUUGCUUAUGUGGGUGCUAGUGGAUCGAUAAUAGCUGCGGCUGGAUGUAAUACUAAUGGCCACAACGUAGUUCUAUGGGACACUCUGGCUCCUUCUGGCACAUCUCAGGCAUCCCUUUUGUGCCAUGAAGGUGGUGCCCAUUCUCUUUCAGUCUUUGGUAAUGAUGUUGGGACUGGUUCAGUUUCACCGCUAAUAGUUACUGGUGGGAAAAAUGGUGAUGUUGGACUGCACGACUUUCGGUACAUUGCAUCUGGAAGGAGCAAGCGGCACCAACAAUCUAGAAAUCAAGGCUUCAGAUCCUCUACAUCUCCCAAUGCUUCUGAGCAUGUUGAUAAUGCAAAUGGAAUGAUUUGGUACAUACCAAAGGCUCAUUCAGACAGCAUCACAAAGAUCAGAACCAUUCCUAACACAAGCAUGUUCUUAACCGGGAGCAAAGAUGGAGAUGUAAAACUUUGGGAUGCCAAAACAGCACAAUUGGUUUUUCACUGGCAAAGAAUUCAUGAUCGUCACACUUUUAUUCAACCGGACUCUAGAAGCAUUGGUGGGGUUGUUAGGGCUGCAGUCACAGAUAUUCAUGUACUUUCUUGUGGUUUUCUUACGUGCGGUGGAGAUGGUUCCGUGAAGCUGGUACAACUGAAGUGAGGGACAGAACUUGGAAGAAUUCCACCACGUUCACCAAAUGCUCAGACCUCAUUUGGAAUGCAACUUAUUUAUCUGAGUGAUGUGUGUAAAUGUUCUUUACUUGAUAGUUUUGACAAAGCAUGAGUCAUUCUACUUGGAAUGACUCCCACCAAGUAGUGAUCUAGCAAUAAAAGCAUUCUUAUAGUAUGCUUAGUGG